Messenger RNA from Ustilago hordei, 1686 nucleotides. RefSeq lists its product as uncharacterized. NCBI's taxonomy places the organism in Eukaryota, Fungi, Basidiomycota, Ustilaginomycetes, Ustilaginales, Ustilaginaceae. Gene Ontology annotation, cellular component: mitochondrion. Bases 1 to 1686 code for a protein of 561 amino acids. The record is from RefSeq and is a predicted model, not a curated record. Gene Ontology annotation, biological process: carnitine biosynthetic process. Gene Ontology annotation, molecular function: oxidoreductase activity. The transcript has a single exon.
AUGUAUCGGCAGCUCCCGAGCCUCGGCUUGGCUUCCCGCCCGGCUCUUCCGAAGCAAUUUGGCUCAAGUCGGUCUCUCUCGAUUGUCACAUCAUUACCGCGCCCUGUGGCUUUAGCCAAGCGUGUGACUACUGCCCAGCCCACGCCUCAUUCCCACGCCUCAUUCCACACACGCUCAAAACUCAGCCUCCAACCUUCCACAUCGAUAAAAGCCAAGGCUGCCACAUCUACCACCACAACCUCAUCAACAUCGAGCAGCUACUCUGACGGUGGACCUGCUACACCUGGAGUAACGACGGAUGCCAAAUCACGAUCUACAUACAUCACUUGGGCAAGUGGCAUUACAAGCAAGUUCCACAACAUCUGGCUUCGUGACCACUGUCGUUGUCCGCAAUGCUACCACCCAACGACAAAGCAGCGUCUGCUAAACACGUUCGAAAUCGCACCUGAUACUCAGCCUGUAUCAGUAGAGGCGACGACGGAAGGAUUGCUAGUUUACUGGCCUUUGCUGCCAUCUGAACGUAGCGAUACACGCUCGACUCCAUCUCCGCCUGUCGAGGCCUCGCCAGACGCAGCCAAUGCAAACGCAGCCGCACCAUCACCUGGACCAUCACACCCCUCUUUGUACCCAUGGCGAUGGCUUAUGCGCAACUCCUACUCUCCGGUCCUUUCCGAUCCCGUCACUGCUUCGAACGACGAUACAGGUCUCAAAGCGAUCGAAAAGGUGCUUUGGGGCAAAGGCAUCGGCUCAGCACCACCUACAGUCAAAUUCGACCAAGUCAUGCAGAGUGAAGAAGGUGUAUUGAAAUGGGUCACAAAGAUCGCACAGUACGGCUUUGCAUUCGUAUCUGGCGUUCCACCAACACCGACCGACACAGAAGCGCUCAUUCGACGCAUCGCUUUCAUCCGAGAAACGCACUACGGCGCAUUCUGGGACUUCACCUCUGACCUUGCACACGGAGAUACAGCAUACACAGAUCUCGCACUUCAAGCUCACACAGACACGACCUACUUUACCGAUCCCGCUGGUCUACAGAUGUUCCAUCUUCUAAGUCACACGGCUAGCAAAACAGCAUCUGCCAAAGGUAGCAGCUCCAACUCCUCCUCUUCCUCCAACAAUCCAUCUUCUUCCUCCUCAUCUACUUCUUCCAGUACAGCUUCAAAAGGCCCAAGCGGAGGCGAAUCCCUCCUAGUGGACGGCUUCCUCGCAGCCGCAGUCCUAAAAGACGUCCAUCCAGAAGCCUACGAAACCCUCUCCCGCGUUCGCAUCCGAACCCAUUCCGCCGGUGACGAAAACACAAUGAUCCGUCCUCUCCUCGACGGAGGCUAUCCCAUCCUCCAACACGAUGAAGCAACCGGAGAACUGGUUUCGGUGCGGUACAACAACGAUGAUCGCUCAGUCCUCCGCGUUGAAGCUGAUGAAGUAGAACCUUUUUACGACGCUUUACGUAAAUGGAACGAAAUCUUGACCAACCCAGAAGGAGAGUAUUGGGUGCAGUUGAAACCAGGGAUCGCGUUGAUCUUUGACAAUCAUAGAGUACUGCAUGGUAGAUCAGCAUUUGUUGGGAAUAGGAGAUUGUGUGGAGCGUAUGUGAAUCAUGAUGAUUAUAGGUCAAGGUUGGCGGUGUUGAGGGCACAGUUUGCGGAAAAUAGAUCGACUAGAGGUGUUUGGGAUGAUGGUCUGUAA